Lytechinus pictus (painted urchin) is the source of this 795-nucleotide messenger RNA. RefSeq names its product complement C2-like. The record is from RefSeq and is a predicted model, not a curated record. Bases 1 to 795 code for a protein of 264 amino acids. The transcript is spliced from 5 exons. NCBI's taxonomy places the organism in Eukaryota, Metazoa, Echinodermata, Echinoidea, Temnopleuroida, Toxopneustidae.
AUGGGCAGGUCACCUCAACUGCAGUACACCAUACGUUCCAAACCACGCCAGAAUCCAGGAUCCUCGCUUGAACUACCAAUUCAGAGACAGAUGCUCUCCUGCAAUGCCCCGGUAGUGCCUCCCUAUGCCACCAUUGGGAAUUUUCGACUAUCCUACAAGCCCGGGGACAGAUUGAAUGUCACGUGUGAUAUAAGGGGAGAACCGGUUACAUUGGAAUGUGAUGAUGGCUUAUGGACAGGACAGAAUGUAGUGUGUGAUUCCCCCGCCCCAGCGUGCAGUCCGCCGAACAUUCCUUCGAUCUCAUAUAUUGAAGCUGUUAAACCACGCUACAAGAAUGGAGACCAAGUGAAUAUCACAUGUAACGAUAACUCUGAGCAGUUCGUCUGGGAAUGCCAAGAAGAUGGUUUGUGGCGAGGAAGGUACAUCACAUGUGCAUUCAAUGUAACACCUAUUGCAGGUCCGAACCCAGGACCUCCUGCGCCAAUAAGAAACCCACCAAAGGAAGUUAGUGGCAGAGAGUAUUUUAUCACCGGCCUACUUGUAGUAGCUGUCAUUUUGUUCGUUCUGGUUUUAAUGAGUUUGGCGAUGUUCUUCAUUUUCGUUAGGAAUCGUGGAUACGGCUUGGCAUCAUCAUCAAAAGAAGCUCUCAGUGAGAAAGCUCGGGGGCCUCUGCCAGAUGUUCCGGAAGGAUAUGCGAAUUAUGUUGCUGGCGAACAAUCCCUCUACGUUGAACCUUAUCUCAAACAAAAUGGAGAUCCAAACCCCAGCUACGAAGUCUACGAAAAACCAGUUUGA